UCGCACACUCCGAUCCAGUCCCGCAACAGGCUCCCGCCAAUUCUGAGCGGGGAGCGCGAGGGGAGUCUGGCCGCCGGGGAUGAGACUGGUCUGAAACGGCUGGACCGGGAUUACACAGGGGAAAAAAACAGAACCAACCGCUCUAAAAGUAACAGAAACCCAUCAAAUUCGCAGUCGACACGUUAAUGUUAUACAUGGAAAAGACGUGCAGUCGAUGACUAGCCUUAUAAGGAGCUUUGUACGGAGUCCAAAAAGCGCUGCCCGUUUCCGUUUAACGUUUCCAGCGCGAGGAGUUGAAGGGCGCGGGGAUGGUGGUCGUGAUGCUCGCGGCCGAAGAGCCUCUGGCCUCCACACCACGAAGAGGCAUGGAUUGUGUGGGCAAAGCUAAUACCAGCAAGAAGCUUGUUCAAGCACGUCUACCUUUCAAAAGGCUUAACCCAGAAACCAAGGAAUGCAGUGAGCCCAAAAGAACCAAAGGUCCUGUUGUCCCCAAGUAUUCUGAACCCAGUGCGUUGGAUGGAGAAAAUGAUGGGGACAGUUCCUCCACCCCGCUGCACCAUGGCCCAGCUCUGGUAAAUGGUCGUGGACCACUUGAUUGCUUCAUGAGCAGGCGGAAGCAUUCCCCGGUCUGCUCUGGCCCUGAAACAAUAGACCUUACUGAAGACUCAAAUGAUGCUGUCAAACAGCAGCCUGCACCUCCAGUUGCUGCCACCUGCCCCCUUAGCGAAGAAACAACGAAGGAUGCAGAACAUGCCACAAAAUCUUGUGCUGCCACCUGCCCCCUUAGCGAAGAAACAACGAAGAAUGCAGAACAUGCCACAAAAUCUACAGAACCAACCACCCCACUGACAAAAAAAGAUACUGAGAAGGACGAAGAUGCCCUCCCACUGCUGGACAUUGCUCAAGAGUCUGACACUGAGGAAGAAGAGCAGCAGGAGACUGAAGUCAGUCACGGGAAUGAGUCUGUGCUGUCGACCGAGUCUACCAGCUCUCUCUCAGUGGUAGAGAGCUCACCAGAGCCCAGCAGGAGCGCUCCCUCCACCCCUGCCUCUACGUCACGGAUAAACGCAGCUAGUAAAAUGAAGAGACGAUCCCUUAAGAGUGUCCAAGAGCAGGAGGAGAAGCAACGACAAAAGGAAGAGAAAGAACGCCAGAAAGAAGAGGCCAAAGCUGCCAAGGAAAUGAAGAAAGAGGAGGCCCGCAAGCUAAAGGAAGAGAAGGAGAGGGAGAAAAAAGAAAAGAAGGAGACGGAUGAAAAGGAGCGACGAGAAAAAAAGGAGAGGGAGGAGAAGGAAAAGGCAGAGAAACUAAGAGCUAAAGAAGAGCAGCGGCAAAUUAAAAUUGAGGCCAAACUGGAAGAGAAAAGAAAGAAAGCGGAGGAAAAACGAUUGAAGGAAGAGAAAGAUCGAAUCAAAGCUGAGAAGGCUGAGAUUACACGCUUUCUACAGAAGCCCAAGACCCAGUUGGCACCAAAGACUCUGGCGUCUGCCUGUGGGAAAUUUGCUCCUUUUGAGAUUAAAGCUAACAUGUCUCUGGCACCACUGACUCGAGUACAAUGUGAAGACUCCGUUCUAGAGGAGCUGGACCAUUAUCUUGCCCAACCUGACAGCACUCUAAAUGGACUGAAGGACUGGACAAGGCAUAAACCUCGCCGUUCAGGUCCAACCCAGCCCAGUCACAGUGCUGUAAGAGAUUGUGUGGUCAUAACUGACAGUCAAAAGGCAGAUGGCGUCCCAGACCGCCACCGUUAUGGCCGCAUGAAACUCCUGCAAUUCCAUGACAACUAUCGUCCAGCUUACUGGGGGACCUGGUGUAAAAAGAGCACUCUCAUCUCUCCACGCUGCCCACUGAGACAACACAAGGGCCUGCUGGAUUAUGAGGUGGACAGUGAUGAAGAGUGGGAGGAAGAGGAGCCGGGAGAGUCUCUGUCACACAGUGAGGGGGAUGAUGACGAUGAAGGAGGAGAUGAUGACGACGAUGAUGAUGGGUUCUUUGUGCCCCACGGUUAUCUGUCAGAAGGGGAAGGAGCACUUGAGGAAGACGAGGAGGGUGGAGAUCCAGAGAAACAGAAGGUGCGUCAGAGGAUGAAGGCUCGUGAAUGGGAGAAUGAGCUGAUGUCUAAAGGGAAGGUGAAGGUGUUGGAAUCGGUGGUGCGUGGCUGCCUGUGGGAGGGGGAAGAACCUGGGCUGGACCUCCUGCAACCGUAUGCUAUCUGCAUUCUUGAGCCUUUACCCAGAGACGAGCCCUGUACCCCUGAACAGGAUCUCUCACGCCAACAGAGGAAUGAGAAAUUGCUGUCACAGCUGCUGCCCUUGCUGCAUGGGAAUGUGAACAGCAGUAAAGUCAUAAUCAACGAGUUCCUGGAAUUCUGUCGCCAGCAAACAUCCUCACCCACAGAAAGUCCUCAGAAUUGUAAUGACAAUGUCCCACCCAGGAUCCAAAUCAGGCGUAUCAUAAAGGAGCAUGCCGUGUACGAAAAGCGCUCCACUUACAGACGAUGCUGCUGGUACGUGCAUCCAGAAGUUCUGGCCCGUCAUUCUCAGCAAGCCUUGUCCGUUCCCUGCCAGUGGACCUACCUCACCUCCGGCGCUCAGAUUACCCGCGACGAGCACGCCGGCUCACAGGGCAACUCGCCCACCACGUCCAGUUCCACCACACCCUCCAACAAGAGGAAAAGCGCCAGCAGCCACUCCAUCACGAAGUACAUGAAGAAAUGUGGCUACUCUGAACAGACUGAGACCAUGGAGACCGAUGGCUUCCAAGCAGACACUGAAGAUGAUGAAGACGAUGAUUGCAUCAUCAUUGGGGAACAAUCUGGAUCCUCUGAACAGGAUGCCAACACAUCCUUGCGACAAACCAAGAGAAACACGGAGCCCAUGGACACGAAUGCAUCCGAAACUGCUGCUCUUGCCCUACCCUGCCUUACCCCAGCCACCGCCUGAGAUCUGACCCCUUCUUGUUGGGUUUGCAUGCAUGUGAAGCAGACACUCAAAAUCUGAUCUACAGUUCGAAGGAUCAUACCGUAUUAAAGGUCCCUGGAAUUAAUAAUUUGUUUCCUCUUCUUUAAGUGGAGAUGUGCUAGAUGGUCUACUGCUCUUCUUCAUAGGAGAGGUCCCACUUUUUGAAAGCGUGUAAAGACUCUGCUGGUACAUUCAUCAGCUCUGACACAUCAGGAGGUUGAUGCUGUCUGCUGGGUUCAGCGCUCGGCACCAUUGUUUUAAAUCCUUAAAUUUUUUUCUCUCUCAGAAUACUUGAAAUGGUGUAUGUCUUUCAAAAAUAAUGACAAUUGAAAUAUGUUGCACUUUUAUAUUCCAUUUGCGUUUCUUUUUCUUUUACCCCCAUCUUAACUUCUUUAGCCCACUAGAAGUUUUUCCCUUGUUCCAAGAGGCUUUGUAUAAAAACAGCUUAUGCCAUUUGUUGCCCAGGCUGCCUUAUGUGGUGUAAAUACUAUUUUAGUUUUUUUGAACAAUGGUGUAGAAGCUCAAAUAGUAUGUGGCCAUCUAACGGGAAAAAACAGCGGCAUUGGCAUUUCUUUUGGUGAAGUGUUUUCUUAAUUGUCUCGAAAUAAACUGCGCCGUAGUUUGCUACAAUGGGUUUCCUACAAAGCUUGUUUAAAUAAAGCAUUAUUUAAAAAUGAAUAUUUUUUUAAUAUGCUGUUAACAGACAUUUUCCUUCCAUGUGAUCACAUGUACAAGAGUUACUUUUACAUUUGGUUUUUCACAUACACGCAUCACAUUCGACAAUGCAUUUUAUUUCAUACAUCACAUCAAAUGCAACAGAACACAACAUUUUGAACUUGACAAAAUAAUGUAAAAUACAAGCACUGUUCAUUUUUAAUAUAGCAUGGUUUAAUAAAGGAACAAGCUGGUGACAAUAUUCUUCUGCAACGGAAUCAGUCUAAUACCCAAAGUAUUCACAAAAGCAGGUGCAUUUUUAACUUGACUGUGCAAGGUUUCCGGUGUCAGCCACUUUACAAACACGGUCCAUUGUACUCCAUAAUAUUGCAACCUGGUAUUUGUUAUAUUUUUCAUAAUUAUAAACACUUGUUUGUAACGCAAUAAUUUACCAUUUUACUGCUAGUUAUAAUUUAACCAGCUUCUAAUGAAGCAAAAUUCUUGCAUGUUGAUGGUAAAUGGUUUACUUUUGUGUUUAAAAAUCAGGUGGAGCUUUGAUGCCAUCACAUAGCUUUUCAAAAUAUAUUCAUUUAUUGGUAAAUAUAUUUAUCGUCUAGUGUCUCUGCUGUUUCUCUCCAGAAGUCAUUUUUAACAUAACCAUUUGUAAAUGCAAGGCUUCCGGUGUUUAUCACUUCGUUAUCUUAGCUGUUAUGCUGCUAAAAAUUGCAAACUGAUAUUUAUCAUAUUUUAAUUCAUUAUCAUAACCAUAAACACACGUUUGUAGCACAAACAGUUUUACAGUUUACUGCGCUUUAUUAUUACUCUAUUAUUCUUCUAGUUUAGAUCUAGUGGCUAAUGAAGUGGAAAUCUUGCACAUUCACAGAUAGGCCAGUGUUGCAAACGUGAGGACAACUAGUGCAAAAAAAAUAAAUAAAUGAAAUUUGUCACGUGCACCAUACACUUUGGGCUUUAUUAUACAAGUCAAUUAGCUGACAUGUUGACAAAUCAAAUGAGUGGACAUUUAUCUGCAUUAGGAGGUAGAUUGUUGGAGACCAGAGCUUUUUGUCUAAUUUAAGUUGCGUUGUAACAUUCAUGCGUAGUUUCAUUUAUGUUAAGCAGGAAAUAAAGCACAAAAGACGAUCAGAACUGGGUAGAGCUCAUGUUA
Sinocyclocheilus grahami is the source of this 4779-nucleotide messenger RNA. RefSeq names its product chromatin assembly factor 1 subunit A-like. Gene Ontology annotation, cellular component: nucleus; CAF-1 complex. Gene Ontology annotation, biological process: nucleosome assembly. The transcript has 16 exons. The record is from RefSeq and is a predicted model, not a curated record. NCBI's taxonomy places the organism in Eukaryota, Metazoa, Chordata, Actinopteri, Cypriniformes, Cyprinidae. The coding region runs from base 309 to 2942 and encodes 877 amino acids.